Molecule: messenger RNA, 1722 nt
Organism: Talaromyces rugulosus
Lineage: Eukaryota; Fungi; Ascomycota; Eurotiomycetes; Eurotiales; Trichocomaceae
Exons: 1
Coding region: 1-1722 (573 amino acids)
Biological process (GO): cyclic threonylcarbamoyladenosine biosynthetic process
Cellular component (GO): mitochondrial outer membrane
Molecular function (GO): ubiquitin-like modifier activating enzyme activity; tRNA threonylcarbamoyladenosine dehydratase activity
Source: RefSeq, a predicted model, not a curated record
AUGGCUUAUCACCACACUAGACGCUACUCUUCGUUUUACGAAUACGCGGAAAACAAUUACCCGGACCAAGAAUUUGACGAAUCCUACGAUUACGCACGAUAUUCUACGCGAGACGACAGACCACAACGCAGAGGACCUGAACAAAAGGUGGCGGAGAAGGGAAAAGAAGAAGAAUCGGAGAGCAUGAGUUCGUGGCUUCAGCGACAAGCUGGCUCACACAAUGUCCAGCUCGCCGCCGCGGCCGUCUUGUCGGGAGCUGCUGUUGCCGCAGGCAUAUUCAGCUUCCAGUCUGUCAAACGACGUGAAGCAGUUAAGAAUUUAAAGGCAUCUAUCCCUGGACUCGAUGACCGCCAUCACGCAGAAGCCCUCAACGAGUAUGGGGUCGCCGACACCUUACAAAAGUUAAGCCCGGAAGAUGAACGCAGUGCAGCUCUGGCCCGACGAGCGCAAGAAGGCGACUACGACGAUGAUCUCAUUUUGGAACAGCUUGCGCGGAAUCGUGUCUUUUUGACCCACGACGGCCUUCAAAAGCUUCGAUCGUCCUUCAUCAUCAUAGUUGGCUGCGGUGGAGUUGGAUCGCAUGCAACAUCGGCCCUGACCCGCUCGGGAGUGUCGAAGAUUCGGUUGAUAGACUUUGAUCAAGUGACCCUGUCAUCGCUGAACAGGCAUGCAGUCGCUACACUCGCCGAUGUGGGCACGCCCAAAGUCCAGUGCAUCCGACGACGAUUGGAGCAAGUUGUUCCAUGGGUGCAAUUUGACUGCAGAAAUGAACUCUUUGGCGCCAACGUUGCCGAUAAACUCCUCGCUCCUUGGUCGCUCAAUGGCCCCAAUGGACAGAAACCCGAUUACGUUAUUGACUGUAUCGACAACAUUGAGUCCAAGGUAGAGCUGCUGCACUAUUGCCAUAAAAAUUCGAUUCCUGUUAUUUCAUCCAUGGGCGCCGGGUGCAAGUCCGACCCAACACGCAUCGGGGUUGCCGACAUAUCUGCCAGUUCAGAGGACCCUCUGUCCCGCAGUACUCGCCAGCGCCUGCGGUUGCUCGGCGUGAGCACUGGUAUUCCUGUUGUAUUCUCCACUGAGAAACCGGGACCUGGAAAGGCAUCUUUAUUGCCACUUCCUGAAGAGGAAUUUGCCAAAGGGAAGGUUGGGGAGCUUGGUGUUCUGCCUGACUUCCGGGUACGAAUCCUUCCAGUUCUGGGUACGAUGCCGGCUGUUUUUGGAUACACAAUCGCAAACCAUGUGAUUUGCGACGUGACCGGGUACCCUAUCGACUACAGUCUUGCUGGCAAGGGACGAGACAAGCUUAAUGACUCUGUCUAUGCCGGUCUGCAAGCUGUAAUCAACAAGCUGGUGAGAGUUGAAGGGGGCACGCAUCUUGAGGGAAUGCGUAUUCCGCUCAGCAAAGACGAAAUUGGAUAUCUGCUAGAUGAGGUGUGGCGGGGACGUAGCGUGGUUAGCGGAAUCACGAACAAGCUCGCCCUCAUUCCCUGGGAACGACCUGCUCAGGGGUUCGUCAUUGACCCCCAAUGGGCUCAAGAAGGACAGCGGCUGGUUGCCCUGGACGUGAAGAAGCUAGUAUGUAUGACCAAGGAGGAGGCGGCCCGGCAUGAAAGGGAUGUCCUUCGAGGCGGAAAAAAGGUGGAAGACCUCUACGACGAGAAGAUACUGCAGCUGGUAGAGGCUCGGUUUAAAGAAGCUGAGGUGUAUGAGCAAUAUAGAUAA